AGACAAGAAGCUUUCACAGGUUUUCACACACAUCUCAAGAUAGCACUGAAACACUGACCUGACAGGUAAAAUGACUUAUUUGUUUUGACAAACUACUAUGAAAAACAUUAUUAACUAUAUUAUUUAAAGUUUUACCAUUUAAAGUGAAACGGAGUGAGAGUGAAAUUGACUGAAAUUAAAGGUCUUAAGUGAUGAUGCCUCACUUUUGCAGAAUGUUCUUAAUCCUGGUUGUCACAAUGUUCUUGGCUGGCUGCUUGGCUUUGCCCAUCAAAGACCCCUACUCGUAUUCCUCUGCUGUGGGUCAAGGACUUGGCACUCCAUUUGCUUCCUACGGUGAGGGACGCAUCACGGGAGUCAGAGUGUGGGAGACCAACAACAACAACUACUACUACUACUACUACUACAACUACAACAGCAACAACUACAUCAGCGGGUUCCAGCUGAAAUACGGCAACACCUGGUCUCCUGUGUUCGGUAACGAAGGGAGUGUAAAGCAGGUGAUGGAGCUGUUUAAUGAUGAGGCCAUCGUUGAGGUGUCUGGGAAGUACAACCCAGCAGACUACAUCUGCUACCUGGUGUUAACCACCAACAUGGGGCGCACUCUGUCAGCCGGCCUGCCCAACCAGGUCUCCUUCAACUUCUACCCAACCAACAUGGGCAAUGAGCUGAGGAUCCUCAGCGGUCGCUUCAACGGUGCCGGGAUCACCUCCAUCGGAGCCCACUGGGGAUUGGUGGACAUGGAAGGGGCUGGAAACAGUACACUGCAAACAGCACUGGAAACAGUAACUCCUAUUUAUUAGGGGGAAAAUGCUUUUUAGUCCAGGAGUAAACUUACUCUUGGUCUAGGAAACUGACCCUAUAUGUUGGACGGAUGUUUGAUAGACGCUGACAGAACAGUUUUUAUUUCACUAUAUGUUUUUUAUUUCACUUUUAUUUCACUGAAUGAAUUUGAAUGUUUUGAGUACUUUGGAAGUAUUUUUGAGGUGAUUCCUCACUUGAAGCAGUAAUAAAAUAUUUCUUAAUGUAUUCAAAAUUCAUUCAGUUCAAAUUCUCAUGAAGCAUCCAUUAGAUAGGAAUAUUAAAACAGUCCUGUCAGCUUGGGUCAACAUGCGUUGUUUUCACAUUUUAUCACAAUAAAGGAAAGAAUCAUAUUGGAUUUAAAGGAUGAAUUAUAUCUUUGAUUAAUGGAACAAUCUAAUAUUAUGGGGAGAUAAUAGUGUUUCAGGGUGUUUCACCUUCACUAUUUUAUACACACUACAUUUGUUAUGUGUUGUUCCUUUUCUGCUACAUCUGCUUCUGGACAUUAGAAUAAAAAGCAUAUCUUUAAUCAUUAUA
This is a messenger RNA of Oncorhynchus gorbuscha (pink salmon), 1335 nucleotides long. RefSeq names its product zymogen granule membrane protein 16-like. NCBI's taxonomy places the organism in Eukaryota, Metazoa, Chordata, Actinopteri, Salmoniformes, Salmonidae. The record is from RefSeq and is a predicted model, not a curated record. The coding region runs from base 192 to 800 and encodes 202 amino acids. The transcript is spliced from 4 exons.